This is a messenger RNA of Trichomonas vaginalis G3, 312 nucleotides long. RefSeq names its product ferredoxin 2. The coding region runs from base 1 to 312 and encodes 103 amino acids. Gene Ontology annotation, molecular function: iron-sulfur cluster binding. The transcript has a single exon. Lineage: Eukaryota; Parabasalia; Trichomonadida; Trichomonadidae. The record is from RefSeq and is a predicted model, not a curated record.
AUGCUCUCUCAGUGCUCUCCUCUCCGCUUUGGCUCCGUCACAGUCACAAAGGGUGGCGCAAAGAAGACACUCAACUAUGAAGAUGAACAAACACUCUUCACAGUCCUUACAGAAGCUGGCCUUAUGUCAACAGAAGGCACAUGCAGUGGCAACAGAGCUUGCGGAAAGUGCUUCUGCAAGCACACAGGUGGCAAAGUUGCUGAUGCCGAUGAGGAAGAGAAGGAAUUCCUUGAAGACCAGCCAGCUGGCACACGCCUUGCUUGCUGCAUCACACUCACAGGCGAGAACAACGGUGCUACAUUCGAGGUCUAA